GAUAAGCGCUGAUAAUGGCGUCAGUCACAGUACGUGGCUUCGCUCUCUGCACCACGUCUUUGCUAAACUUUGCGUUUGUUUUCAUAUCCGGUGCAGACUUAAUUCGGUUUGUCUCGUUUCGAGCCAUUUACCACAACAUCACGGGGGAGACGACACUCUGUCAAGACUCCAUUCCAUGGACAGUGGCUCUGCGGGAUGGCUCUGUCCUGGGGGCGCUUGCUGUGGAUCUGGGGUUGCUGGCCCUCUUCAUCGUGCAGCACAGUCUGCUGGCCUGGCUGCCUGUAAAACAGGCACUGCAGUCAGUGCUGGGGUCCCUCAACAGGACGGCAUACAGCUUCACCACGGCACUCGCUCUGCAGAUCUUGAUGCGUUACUGGCAGCCAGUGACUAAUGCCCCCUGUCUGUGGUCAGUGCGUCAGGCACCCUGGAGUGUCUGGUUCCCCCUGCUCUGCUUCUCGCUGCACUUCCUCUGCUGGGCCAUCAUCUGCAGCAUCCUCAUGAUCUUUGACUACCCAGAACUACUGGGCAUCAAGCAGGUGUAUUAUGACUGUCUCGGAUUGGGGGAUCCCCUCUCUCACAAGUCACCCCGCGCCCAGCGCCUCCUGUCCCACCUGCGCCACCCGGUGUGCCUGGAGCUGGUCGUGGUGCUGUGGCUUCUGCCGGCCUUAUCCCUGGACAGGCUCCUGCUGGCGGGGGCACUGUCGGCCUACCUGGCCCUGGCGCACUCUCUGGACAAACAGGAUUUAGCUUACCUCUGCAUGCAGCUGAACAGCAAGAUGCAGCGCUUUGCACAGCCACAUGGAGGCAGCGCCGAAGCCACGGCUGACCAGGACGAUGACGGCCACAAGAAGAAGUGAAGUCGAGGUCCGUGAUCUCAAUCUGUCCUCUUAUGAGCUAGAAAUAUUAGUUUAAAACUGACUACAAAAGAGUUUCUGUAGGCCUCCAGAGCCUGAUCUCUGCUGAUUUUGUCAUUUUGAAUGUAUUUCAUUACAGUUUAUUUCAUCAUGUGGACACACAUACACCUCCCCUGCUGAUAGACAGGAGUCUUUUCAAAACAGCUAAUUUUAAUGUAAUUAGGAUGAAAGAUAUUUGUUUCAAAAUGCAUUUAUGCAUUUUAUACAGAAUAUUUUUUUUUACUAAACUGAAUUGUUUUACUGUAAAGUGUUUUUCACAGACUGUUACAGCUCAGGUGCCACGUGUCUUAACACUGUGUUUCUCAGUUUAGAUUGAAUUUUCCUUUGGAAAACAAAGUCUCACUGAGAUUUCACACUGACUUUAUUUUCUGCUCGUGACAAUGAAUGAAUGUAUCCUCUUCAUGCUUCUCUUUAACACUGAUGUCAGACCGAUUGUUUAAGACGUGAAGCUUGAAUGCAUUGAAGAAACUAAGUUGGUGUUUCAUGACUCUUUACGUUUAUCAUGCUUGAUAAAUACGUUGUUAUUAAGGCAGCCAAUAUUAGUAUUAGUUAAUUCUCAGAGUACUGGAAUGUCUUAUUCGAUAUGUUCUGUACACUAAUAUUUUCACGUUUGCCUUAUGUAAUGACAAUGACAGCUUUCAGUAUU
Molecule: messenger RNA, 1560 nt
Organism: Archocentrus centrarchus (flier cichlid)
Lineage: Eukaryota; Metazoa; Chordata; Actinopteri; Cichliformes; Cichlidae
Gene: nrm
Product: nurim
Exons: 4
Coding region: 15-857 (280 amino acids)
Cellular component (GO): nuclear membrane
Source: RefSeq, a predicted model, not a curated record